Messenger RNA from Triplophysa dalaica, 6007 nucleotides. RefSeq names its product periplakin (gene ppl). Lineage: Eukaryota; Metazoa; Chordata; Actinopteri; Cypriniformes; Nemacheilidae. Gene Ontology annotation, biological process: intermediate filament cytoskeleton organization; wound healing. The transcript is spliced from 22 exons. Gene Ontology annotation, molecular function: cadherin binding; structural molecule activity. Bases 198 to 5459 code for a protein of 1753 amino acids. Gene Ontology annotation, cellular component: intermediate filament; membrane; cytoplasm. The record is from RefSeq and is a predicted model, not a curated record.
AGCGUGACUACUCUUGACGGACGGCGCGAGAGUUUAUGUUAGUGGGAGGGUAGUUGAUCUGUCGUUGUGGGCGUUAUAUGUGAGCUGUACCUGUCCUGUAAGACGCUUCGCAGGUACUUGAGUGAAAUCCUCCAGAGUGGAACUUAUACUGUGCCAUCUUUACAGACGGGUGUUGGGAAAACUCCGCAACUGUCAACAUGUUCAGUAAGAAAAAGCCAAAGAGCACCGUGAUCAUGACGGAUAAAAGACCAACUGACGGUGAUCUGGCCGCCCUGAUUGACAAGUUGCAGAAGAAUGCAGACAAGGUGGAGAAAAACAUUGUUGAGACAGAACAGAAUCUCAACAAGGACAUCAAGAAAAUUAAUGAAGGCAAGCCACCCCUGUAUCAGGAGGACACCAACAAAAGGAUCCUGAACUCACUGGAGCUACUUAAUGGUCUAGAUAGUGAUGCUGCCCAAGCCACACGUUUAAGGCACCCUCAGGCUGAGAUGAUCGAGAAAGAUAUGAAGCAGCUCCGCGUGCGUGUGAGGAAGCUUCGCGAUGAGCACGAUCGCAUUUACAACGUCUCAAGAUCGGAGCAAGUUCCCACUGUCAACUGGGGGAAAAUGAUUGAUGAAAAACAGGUGAAUCUGAACAACAAAGGAUUCGGACCGGACCUACCAACCAUUGAAAAUGAGGUGGAGGAGCACAACAUUUUCCACAGCGAAGUGGAGGCAUUGGCUCCGUAUAUCAGUGGAGACAGGGGCAGUGACGGGCAGCAGGCAAAGUACAACAAACUCCUUGCGGCUUCAACGGAACGUCAGAAGAACCUGCUCAGUCUAAGAGAUUACAUGCAGCGCUGUACCAACGAGCUCUACUGGAUGGACCAGCAAGCAGAGGAGCGGAUCACAUAUGACUGGAGCGAUGACAACCUGGACUAUCCCGCCCGAAAGAGGCAGUACGAGAACUUCAUCAGCAAGUGUCUGGAGUCAAAGGAGAAAACCGUCACCCAGCUGAAUGAAGAUGGAGAGCAUCUAAUCGAGCAAAAUCACCCGGGGAAAAACGUCAUUGCGGCGCACACCGAGGCCGUUCAUGCAGAUUGGAAGGAAUAUCUCAAUUUGCUCAUCUGCGAAGAGAAUCACCUCAAGAACAUGGAUGACUAUCACAAAUUCCACAAGGAUGUUCGAGACACAAAUGAUUUACUGAAGCGCCUGGAAACCGAGAUCAACCAGAAGUAUAACCCUGAGUUUAAAGACAUGUACCAGAUUGAGGGCCUGAUCACAGAGCUGGAUGACCAGGCGAAGGCCAUGGAUCAUUUCGACGAGCGUCUCAAAGGUCUUCAGAACCGCAGCCUGCAGGUUCUCCCUCUGAAGAACCGCAGAGAGACACUGCAGAAACUUCUCCCUAUUGAGGCUCUGUGCGAAUACGAGUCUGAUGAGGGCUCAAUUUUGCGAGGAGAGCGCUACACCCUGCUCAGGAAUAAUGGGCCCAAAUGGGACGUGAAGGAUUCAACCGGCCGCACCAUGAACGUACCAGGAGUGUGUUUUAUUAUCCCACCCACUGACCCUGAAGCCGUGUCCAGCGCUGACAGUCUGAUAAACCAGCACAAAGGCAUCAAACAGAGAGUGGCCGGCACCAAAAAUGCAUUACAGAAACGGCUGGGGGAGCUGAGGAGAGAGAGUUCAAGCGGUCAAGAUAAACAAGAGCAGCAGUGCCGUCAGCUGAUGGCAGGACUGGAUAAAGUGAUUGGUGAUCUGGAUAAGCAAGAGAAGUCCAUUUACACUCAAGUGCGCCCCCCACUGGAGCAGACACGCCCUGUGCAGGACAGCGCUGAUAGGCUACAGGACAUGAGGGACAUCAAGACUGCUGUUCGUAAGAUCGAACCAGAAAAGUCCACAAAAAUAAGGGAGGCAGAGACUUUCCUCAAAUCAACUCCCAAAUGUGCAAGUGCCCCACAGCUAUAUUCCAAGGUGGAUGAGGCAAACAAAAAAUAUAACAAAGUCGAUUUGCUGCUGAAUUGUGCAGACGAAAAACUUCAGAAUUCCCAUACCCUGGAGACUUCUUUGCAGAAUGGCAAAAAUCUACUGUCCACCUAUGAAAACAAACUGGCAAGAGAGGAGGUCGCCCCAUCUGAUCUCAAAUCACUGGAUAAGACUCAGAGCGAAUUGGCGGAUAUGGCAUCUGAGUUAAGGUCAAAAAGAGCUAUCCUCACAGAGACCGAGCAGAACCUGAGAGCAGCCAAGUCCAGCUGCAACAACAUGGCUACCAAAGUUCAAGAGCACUGCCCUGAUAUUGAGAGGCAGGAGGCCGAUGUUCAGAAACUCAAUAAGCGCUUUGAGAACUUGAACAGACAGACUGAAGCAAGAUCACAAAGUCUGCAAAGAGCCAAAGUGGCCUAUUCAAACUACAGCAACGAUUAUGAAAACCUCAACAGCUGGCUUUCUCGUAUGCCAAACUAUGAGCCACGCGAAACGGAUGAUAUCCGACAAGUUGAAACCAAACUGAAAAAUCAAAGGAGUCUGCUGUCUGACAUUGCAAGAAAGGAAUCAGACCUGAACAGUGUUUCAAAAAAUGCACAGCUUUAUCAGCAAUCAGUCAAGGAAUAUGAAAAUGAAGCUGAAAGAUUUAAAGCUGUUCUUGAUCUUGACGAUGGUUUGGUGCCUCAGACAUACAAAAGGACCAGACUUGAGUCUCCUGCUAUGAAAGUGAACAGAGAGGAAUCUGCUAUUGAGGCCAAAUUUACUGAAGUGAAUGCUGUGAACAAACAGAGACUGCAGAACUUAGAGUUUGCUCAAAGUCUGCUAAACCAGCAACCAGAGGUUUCAGUACUCAGGCAAGAAGUCCAGACUGUGAGAUCAUCAGCACCAGGAGAAGAGCCCUGGAGAAUCAAAAAACAGCUUCAGGAAGAAACCCAACGUAGAGAACAACUGGAAAGGGAAAUCGAAUCCAUCCAGACUGACAUUUAUUCACUGGAGGGCCAAAAACCACAGGAUACAAUUAUCAAGAAUGAGGUCAUCAAGAAGGUGCCUGAUCCUCAUCUAGAAGAAGAAUAUCACAAGGUCCAGCAGAAGCUCUUGGAAGAAAGCAGGACCACUCGUAUCUUGGAGAAUGAACUAGAGACCUUCCGCGUUAAGCUACGUGGGAUCGAGACCGAAAUGAAAGAAGGGGCUCAGCAGUAUACAGUCAAAGAGGUGCUCCGCAUUGAGAGAGACAGGGUGCAGGAAGAGGAGCUCAGAAGACUAAGAGAGGAACUCGAGGAGGCUAAGAGACAAAAAAUAAUCAGAGAAAAUGAAAUCACUCAGAUUAGAAGGCAAGUGACUAUACUUGCAGAGGAGAAAAACAGAGAGCAGGAGAUCAUCAGGGAGGAGGAGGUUUAUAAGGUUCAAAAUGACCCUCAACUUGAGAGUGAAUACAGAUUGCUGCUUGAUAGAAAACAAAAGGAACUAGAUAGCCGAAAAGAACUUGAGGAUGAGCUUCGAUUCCUGCAGGAGAAACUACGCCGACUUGAAAAGGAAAAGGCGAUGGCCGAAGAGAAGAUCACCAUCAAAGAGGUCUUGAAAGUUGAGAAAGAUAUGGCAUUGGAGAGAGAGGUAGAGAACCUUAGAAGACAGUACGAAGAUGAGAAAACAAAGCGCAGCUCCUUAUAUAGAGAGAAGACAGACAUUCAGCGCAAGGUUAUCAGUCUGGAGGAAGAGAAGUCGAAGGUCAUCAUUCAGGAGAAAGUGCGUGAGAUCGUUCGUCCCGAUCCUAAGGCCGAGGCAGAGGUGGCAAAUCUUAGACUUGAACUUGUAGAGCAGCAGAGAAGGUCCAGGGAUACAGAGCUUCAGUUGAGGUCAUUCGAGGACGAACUGACAAUGCUUAGAACCAGAGGCCCGCAAAUUGAAAUCAAAGAAAUCAUCAAGGAGGUCAUCAAAUACAAGACCGACCCAGAAACAGAAAGAGAACUGGAGAAACUCAGGAACGAAAUUGUGGACAAAACCCACCAAACUGAGAAAUUUGAGUUGGAGAGCAUUCAACUCAAAGAGGAAAUUCAAAGAUGGAAAGACACCAAGCCUCAGAUUCAGACUAAAGAGAUUGUAAAUGAGAUCCUGCAAUACAGAGAAGAUCCUAAAACCAAGGAGGAGAUAGAGAGUCUCAAGCGAAAACUGGCCGAGGAACAGAGGAAACGUUUGGACCUGGAGAGUGAACGGGCCGCCAAUGAGGAAAAAAUCAGGAUUAAGAAGAUGGACUUAUCACAGGUGAGGGAAACGAUCGUCCAGCAAGAAGUAGUGAAGGUGGAGGCGGAUCCAGUUUUGUCAUCUGAAUGCGACACCCUUACUCAAAAAAUCAACAGCGAGCAAAAACAAAAGGAGUCCUUGAAGGAAGAGCUACUCCGGCUGCAACGCCAAAAAACAGACUUGGAGCUUCAGAUCGAAGAACUGGAGCGUGAACGUAGAGCCCGCAGAGACGCUGAGCUUGAAAUUCAGAGGUUGAGGGUGCGUCUUAAUGAAUUAGAGAUCAGGGACAAGGAAAACAGAGAGAAAGUUACUGUGAAGCAAAAGGUUGUACUUCAACAGGAUCCUCAACAAGAAAAAGAGUACUCUAUCCUACGUCUUCAGGUUGAUGAAGAGAGGCACAAGCGGAUGCUCCUGGAAAAGGAGUACAACAUCUUGCUGCAGCAGCAGCUCACGCUCGAGAGAACGGAAGUUCGUGAAAAAGUUGUGCGAACUGAAAAGAUUCAGGUUGAGCGUGACCCAGAUACAGAGAUUGAAAUCGAAAAGCUGAAGAGAACUCUUGAUGAAGAGGAAAGGCGGCGCUCUGAGCUGGAGAUCGAACUUAGAAACGUAAACACCAGGGUUUCUGAAAUGGAGUUCACCAAUACAAAAUCGUCCAAAGAUCUCGACUUCAUUCGUGAUGAAAGCAACAGGUUACAGCAGGAGAACCAGCGGCUACAGAAUGAACUAAGGAGGCUUCAAUCCGAAAUCGAGAUCACAACCAUGGAAACCAGACAAAUCACAUCCAGCACUCCUGUGGAGAGCAGCAGAAAUCUAGAAAUCCGACUAGAGUCCUUGCAAAGAGAACUCUCCGAACUUCAGCGUAUCAGAAUAGAGAAAGAUGCAGAAAUUGAAAAGCUUCAAAAGAGUAUGUCUGCAAUGAGGGUCAAACGAGAGCAAAGAGAAAGUCACCUCCGCCGCUCCAUCGUCAUCAUUGACCCAGACACUGGCAAGGAAAUGAGGCCAGAGGAGGCUUACAAGCUCGGCCUUAUCGAGUGGAAAAUGUUCGUCAACCUGCAGAGUCAGGAGUGCGACUGGGAGGAGAUCACAGUCACGGGUCCCAAUGGCGAGUCCUCUGUUCUUCACGACAGGAAAUCAGGCAAGAAGUUUGCCAUCGAUGAUGCUCUGAAGGCUGGAUACAUCACAAACACCCAGCUGAAGCAAUAUCAUAACAAAGAGAUCAGUAUCCAGGAGUUCGGUGUCAUGCUGUCGGGCAAAGGCAAAUAAAUGUACUAAUCAGAAAACAUCUCUAUUUUUAUAUUCUGUUAAAAUGCUCCAGUAAACUGCACAGAUGUUUGUUUUAACAGUUUAUAGUUAAAAUCAAAUUUGCAUUCUCUUUCUAGAUGCAAUGUGUAUUUAUUUUCAAAUGCAUUUUUAUAUCAAUGCAAGAUGGUGUUCUCUUGGUUAUGGUGCUAAAGUUGGGUUAAUGGUUCUAUCAUUAUUCCUAAAGUGUUUUCAUUGAUAUAUAAGCGAGCGAUGCUUUGAGAAUCUGGUUAAAUUUUACUGUAAUCUAGUCUAGUAAAUGCAUAUAAAGCAAGCGCCUUAAUGAUUAAAUGAACUCCAGAUCUAUCUAUCUAAAGUAAUGGCAAUUUGUUUAUUUUUGUGAACUUUUCACUUUGUCAGAAUAAUCCAUUUUAAUUGUAUUUUUAUUUGAGAUUAAAUUAAAUGUGGGUAAACCUGAGUACCAUGUGUUGUUUUCCUGCAUCUUUUUAUAAAGCCCAUUUUUAUUGCGAUUACGAAUGACAACAGAACAAUAAAUAUGUGCAUUGAAAAUA